Messenger RNA from Centruroides sculpturatus (bark scorpion), 1435 nucleotides. Its product is annotated as phosphatidylserine synthase 2-like. Gene Ontology annotation, biological process: phosphatidylserine biosynthetic process. The record is from RefSeq and is a predicted model, not a curated record. The annotation marks the transcript as partial. The transcript has 9 exons. NCBI's taxonomy places the organism in Eukaryota, Metazoa, Arthropoda, Arachnida, Scorpiones, Buthidae. Gene Ontology annotation, molecular function: L-serine-phosphatidylethanolamine phosphatidyltransferase activity.
UAUCAUUAUUUUGUUUUUUACAGGAGAGCUCAUACUUUAACUGUGUUAUUUUUGAUGUCAUGUGCUUUAGUUUAUGUUGCUAUUUUUGAACAAGUUAAACAAGAUCCAGAAUACAAUACAAAAAGAGGAUUAGUUGCUUGUAUUUUGGUAUUUUUAUUACUUGGUGUGACACAAAUUCCUGAUGGACCAUUUCGCAGACCUCACCCUGCACUUUGGAGAUUUGUCUUAUGUGUCAGCAUUGUUUAUGAACUUGCUCUCAUCUUUAUUCUAUUUCAGACUGCAGAUGAUGCUCGAAAGUUGUUGAAACAUAUCGAUAAGGAAUUAGGGAAACCACUGGCAGAGCGAAAUUAUGGAGGAAAUUGCCUUAUUUAUGAUCCAGAUAUGCCUCAAGAUCCCUUUCAUAAUGUUUGGGAUAAAUUGGACAUAUUUGUACCAACACAUUUUAUAGGAUGGUGGGUUAAAACUUUGAUGUUGCGAGAUUGGUGGCUAUGUAUGGUAACAAGCAUUAUGUUUGAAGUUCUAGAAUAUACAUUGGAACAUCAAUUGCCAAAUUUCAGUGAAUGUUGGUGGGAUCAUUGGAUUCUGGAUGCUCUUGUUUGUAAUGGAUUAGGCAUAUAUCUAGGAUUAAAGACAUUGAAAUAUUUAUCUAUGAAACCAUAUCAUUGGAGGAGUCUCUGGGAUAUUCCCACUUAUCAGGGAAAACUCAAGCGAAUUGCUGCUCAAUUUGGACCACACAGCUGGAUUGAAUUUGACUGGAAACCUACCUCAAGUCUUACAAGAUGGCUUUCUGUUCUUGGGAUAAUAUUUAUAUUGCUGGUAGCUGAGUUGAACACAUUCUAUCUUAAAUUUGUAUUAUGGCUAGAACCUCCACAUUUUUUGAACUUGGUUCGUCUUAUCUUGAUGGUUUUGGCUGGUGCAGUGGCUGUCAGAGAAACAUUUCAGUACCUGGAUGAUGUGGAAUGCAAGAAGUUUGGCCGACAAUCUUGGGUGAUGCUGGCUGUUGUUAUUACAGAAUUUCUUGUUAUUGCAAAAUUUGAUUGGAAUACAAUAACAAAGCCUCUUCCUUCAUAUGUUGCAUAUUCGUGGCUUUUGGGUAUUAUGCUUGUUGUACUGUGGACAAUAUGGAAUUUCUUUCUGUGUGCAAAACUGCAAAAUAAUCAAGAAAUAGCAGAAAAUGGAAGUGAGUACUUAAGCAAGUUUGAACAGAACAAUGCAAAUAACAUUGCUGAAAUUUCUGCAAAUCUCAGGUUACGGAAAUCUGGAAAAUCUGUAAAUACAACUCAUGGAAGUAUUUAAUUUAUCACCAAAAAACUUGCUCAACUAAGCAAUAGGAAUAUGCAUUUGUGUAAAGAUACACAUUUAAAUAUUUUGCUACAAAGGCUGUUUUUAAAUAUUUUUGUUUUCAAAUUUCCUAAAAAUGAUUUAAAUUUAUUAA